CAAAAGAAAACGCCAAAAAUAUAUUUGUCUUUGCCAGUAACACCACACGUGUUUAUAUUCGUUUUACAAUAAUAAAUAAAUUUUAUUACAAUCAACUAAUUUAUUAUUGCCAAAAAUUAAAAGAUGGGUCGUACAAACCGUUCUCGUAAGCGUCGGGAUGAAAUGAACAAGAUUAAGAAAGCGCGUUACGAAGCAAAGGAACUAAUUCGUUUGAAAAAAACGUUGGGUCUUAUAGACGCUGAUGGAAAUGAAGUUAUGAAAGAUAUGUCAGAAGUAGCCACUGUAAAAACCGCUAAAGAAUUAAAACAAGAAAAGAAAACUCGUGAAGAACAAGAAUUGGAGCACGAGAUGGAAGAGCGUCGCGAGCCAGGCAAAAACUUUACAGAAGUGAACGAGAAUACUGGAAAAGUCCAUGUUUAUAAUAGCAAAACAAUGAAAGAUCAACAUGGUUCUUAUCCGCCUUGGUAUAAGCCAAAGACAACGGCCAAACGUAUGCGAAAGAAGGCACACGCGAUGAAGAAACGUUUUAAACAGACUUGGACAACUGCGAAUGUUCCGUUGUAAAAUAUUUAUUAUUUUCUAGUGUGUAGGAUAUCGUAUAAUAUAUAUAAAUAUGUAUUUUUUAUUUCACAGAAAGUAUGUAUUUAUGGACAUACAGAACAUUUGUAAAGAUAAUAAAAAGGUUUUAGAAAUAUUUUACAUAUAAA
Messenger RNA from Zeugodacus cucurbitae (melon fly), 707 nucleotides. Its product is annotated as protein LLP homolog. The coding region runs from base 124 to 564 and encodes 146 amino acids. The record is from RefSeq and is a predicted model, not a curated record. Gene Ontology annotation, molecular function: RNA binding. The transcript is spliced from 2 exons. Gene Ontology annotation, biological process: dendrite extension. Lineage: Eukaryota; Metazoa; Arthropoda; Insecta; Diptera; Tephritidae. Gene Ontology annotation, cellular component: nucleolus.